Molecule: messenger RNA, 2084 nt
Organism: Pomacea canaliculata
Lineage: Eukaryota; Metazoa; Mollusca; Gastropoda; Architaenioglossa; Ampullariidae
Product: alpha-aminoadipic semialdehyde synthase, mitochondrial-like
Exons: 12
Coding region: 114-1040 (308 amino acids)
Cellular component (GO): cytoplasm
Molecular function (GO): saccharopine dehydrogenase activity
Source: RefSeq, a predicted model, not a curated record
CGUUCUAUGACGUAGCCCGGCCGUGACCCUACAAGAAAGUUGUGUCUGGCUGUUAGUCUCACAAAACUGUUCGGUAAAACUGUUUUUUUCACUUUAGCUGGGCGUCUAUCACUAUGGCUGUGUUGAUUUUAGGAGCUGGUCGUGUCUCAGGCCCUGUAUUUGAAUAUUUUCACAAGAAAGGCAUUCCGUUUUCUGUCGUUUCAGCUAUUCAAAAGGAGCUUAACGCUGUAAAGAGCAGAUAUGCAAGUGCACAGUGCUACAAUCUGAAUUUACCCAAGGAUGUUGCACAGCUGCCUUCCCUGAUUGCACAACACAAAGUAGUAUUAGAUAUUCUGCCAGCUGGCUUACUGCCUCUUGUCGCUCAUACCUGCCUUGAGGUCAGAUGCUCUAUGGUGUCUUGUAAUGAUGUGCCAGAAGAGAUUCAAGAGCUACAUCACAGGGUGGUAGAUGUUGGCAUCACAUUUCUGUGUGAAUGUGGUCUUGACCCUGGGAUCGACCACAUGCUGGCCAAGCAAGCAGUACAAGAUGUCAAGGACAGAGGGGGACAGGUAACCUCAUUUACCUCAUGGUGUGGUGGGCUACCUGCUCCUGAGUGCAGCAAUAAUGUUCUGAAGUAUAAAUUCAGCUGGUAUCCAAAGUUAGCACUUCAGAUAUGCCAUCAAAGUGCUGGAUACUUGGAAAAUGAAAAGGUCAUUCUUGUUUCAGGUGAAGAUGUAUUAUAUAAGGCUCAUCCUAUAGACUUGGAUGCAGUCCUCCCCGGUAUAAAGUUUGAAGGUUUUCCUAAUAAAUUUCUCUAUCAAUAUUUGUCUGCUUAUGGACUACAAUCUUGCAAGAAUUUUGCACGUGGAACUGUACGAUAUGAGGGAUUUAGCAAUGCCAUGCUUGCCUUGAUACAGACUGACUUGUUUAAUGACAUCGCAGUUCCUCAGCUUCAACCCGAUGCUCCAGACAUCACAUGGAGGGAAUUUCUCAGCUGGCUAGCAAGAGGGUCAUAUGAUGACAAAGAACUCGGAAAGUGUACUGCUUUCAAGAGUGGAUAACUCUCAGAGCAGGCUGGACACACUGAAAGAGUUGGGUCUUUUGUCAGACACAAAAGUUGACAAGAGAGGGACUCCAAUUGAUACUCUAUGUCAUUAUCUACUGCAAAAGUUGAAUUAUGGUGAGGUUACUGCAAAGAAUAAGGAAAACUACUUUGUUGUCCAAUGCUCCAGGUGAGCGAGAUAUGGUGAUCAUGGUUCAUGAGCUACAGAGUGAGUUUCCACAACAGUCUGAUUCUGCCCAGCAACAACAGGAAGUAACAACUGUGAGUCUCUUGGAAUAUGGAGACAUUGAUGGCCACUCUGCCAUGGCUAAAACUGUGGGGUAUCCUUCAGCUCUUGCUGUAGAAAUGAUUCUGAAUGGUGAGAUUCAUACAAAAGGGGUAAUAAUACCCACCAUGGAGGAUGUCUACAAGCCUGUUUUGUCCAGACUGCAGCAGCUAGGGAUCGUGGCAAAAGUAUCCACUUCCUUAAAGUAAAAGAAGUUAAAAUGAUUUGACAUUGCUUACAGCUUAGCCUGUAAUUUCUCAUUUGUAAGGCAAAAUGCAAUCAGACUUAAAAAUUCCCAUUAUUCAGUGCAUGGAUUUGGCUUUUCUUUAACUACUCAGAAAAAGGAUUUGUACUUAUUUGGAAAAUACAGCUUCUGAAAGCAUAAUUCAAAACCUUAAAAUGUAGAUACAUAGUCAAAUAAAAAUUGUAGCAUGUAUUAUAACCUUAUUACUGGCUUAAAACUGCUUAAAUGUGUUGUUAUAGUCUUUGAAUGCAAUCUUAUCAGGUCAGCUCAGUGCACCCACCCCACAUCUCCACUUGCACUUUUGUUUUUGCUAAGUUCUAUAUUUGCAUUUAAGUGAAUGUAUGGAUUGAUCAGAUGAUAGAUGUGUUGACUUUUUUCAAUUUACCUUGUACUUUUGAUUGCAUAAACUGAUUGGAUGAACAAAAGUGUUUGAGGGGUUUUUUUUGGUAAAUGCCAUAAGCCAUUGGGAGGAGGAGGUAGCUAUGUAUAUAAUUAUUGUUAUUGUAGAACAAUAAACUGGAAGCAUAAAGCCA